UUAGUGUUGUAUAAAAGUAUUACACAGUGACCGAAUUCAUCUAUACAUUUUUACGUAUUUAAUGUAUUCAUUGUAUUGUAUUUAUUUAUUUUAUAUGUAUUUUCAUUGCGUUCACUCAAUCUUGACUAACAUACAAACGAUAGAGCAACAUACAAAGUGACCAGGUUAUUGUUUACAACAAAUAAUGUAUGCAAACUGUAUAUGAAUAUGUAGUGAUGACAUCAGACAGCCCAUGCCCAAUCGAGCAUAUGAUUGGCUGAUAGGAUCCAACUUUGUAUGCUCAGGGACCUGUGAUUGGUCCGGGGCGGGACGCCAAUGCGUCAGUUGCGUGCAUAUAAUAUUGCAUGCCAUACGUAGCAUGAAUGGGUACUAGCUUAUGAUACAGCAUAUCUUUAAAUUGUUUUAAGUAUUCGUUACGUUUAAAAUAUUGAUAUUUUUAGUUGUGCAGUAGUCGUCAUGGACUGGCUGCUCUCCAGGCUCUUCUCCUCGGAGAACGAGGAGCUGUACGUGUUGGACUGUCUCGCUUACUUCAUGGUUUUCAUGGCAGCCUGCACUUUCGUGACUUUGCUCUUCGAAAACGUCCCAUACGGCCGAUAUGCUAGCAGCAGAUAUGGCUUUCCAGUCAAUGUAAAGUUUGCUUGGUUCGUUCAGGAGCUGCCUGCCUUCCUGGUGCCUUUGUGUCUGGUAGUCUGGACGUCUUGUGCGAAAACAUCACUGCUGCCCAACCAGCUGCUCGUUGCUAUGUAUUUCUGCCACUAUGUUCAGAGAUCCCUCAUUUAUCCAUUUUUAAUCCGCGGAGGUAAACCAACACCAGUCGUCUCGUUUGCCCUGGCCUUUGUCUUCUGCAUCUAUAAUGGCUACAUGCAGAUCAGAUACCUGAGCCAUUAUGCUGAGUACCCUGCAGACUGGGUUACACAUCCUUGCUUCAUUGCAGGGUCUGUCCUGUGGUUGGUCGGCUGGCUGGUGAAUGUGCACUCUGACCACAUCCUGAGGAACCUGAGAAAGCCUGGAGAGACUGGUUACAAGAUUCCCACAGGUGGCAUGUUUGAAUAUGUGUCUGGAGCCAACUUCCUAGGAGAGAUAACAGAGUGGGCGGGCUUCGCUCUGGCCGGCCACUCUGUUCACAGUUCAGCUUUUGCCAUCUUUACCGCAGUGGUCCUCGCCAGCAGAGCUGUGGCCCACCACAAAUGGUACCUCAAUAAGUUUGAAGACUACCCUAAAAGUAGGAAAGCCCUGAUUCCCUUUCUCCUCUGAAAACACUGUGGGUACUGGAAGCCUGAGAUGGUACUGGUUCUUACGGUGCCUGAGAAGAAUAUACCCAUGAUCUUUUUUUCUAAUAUAGGAAAGCUCUGAUGUCAGAACAAACCCUGAAGAUACAGAUUUUGUUUUUUCCUUCAUCUGAUCUGCAAGCAAGCAACAGUUUAAAUCCAUCAUGUUCAAAAGACUUGUACCGUUAUCAUUUCUGUGGUUAUAAUGUCUACGAAGCACAAACAAUCAUCAACUGAAUGUCAUGGAAGAGGUUUUAGCACAGAUCCAGAGGAUAUGAGAUAGUCAUUUGAGCAUACCUCAGCAGUAACACAGUGGAUUUAUAACACUCUGCACCAGCAAUAAACAGUUUUAAGACCCUCUGCUGAUCUGCAUAUUCUCCCAGAUGGAGCAUAAACUUGGAAAUGUGAAGCAGACAUUUAAAGUUUUUAUUCCUUCUCAAGAAUCAUCUGUUGCAACGCAUCUAUUUGAAUUAGACAGAUGAAAGAUGGUGCCUGAAUUAAGUCCCGCCUGGUUUUGCUCUGGGUGUCACGAGAAAGAGAUUUCUUCUUCUACUCUACCUCAUCUUAAGCUGCGGGAACAAAAGCCACUUUGGAACAAAUGGUAACUGCAUCUCUGUGCUGAGAGGACUGUAGCAGACCGGUCCACGGCUACUGAGCUGCAGGGAAGUCAAAUGGAGAUCAAGCAUGGCCCCUCAAUAACUCACCCAUGCCUGAAAUGAGAAGAUGAGAGCACGGCCUCAACACAUCACUCCUGGCAGGGUGUCUGAGAAAGAGAGAAGAAGGAAAAGAAGUGAAGUAAUGAAAGGGGAAAGUAUUGAGAGUUAUGUCGAGCAUAAAUGACUGUAUGUGAUUGAAUGAAAGACUGAGAGAAAAGUGGAGAAAGGGAAACCUUGGUAUUGAUCUUAACAUAUCUUUUAUUCUAUUACUGUGUCAUGAUUACUUUCACCAUGAGCCAAAUUAUCUUCUUCUCUGAGAGUCAAGUCUUAAUGUUUUAAUACUUACAAUGUGAUCUUCAGUAUUUUCACUGUUACUCAAAAUAGGUUUAGACUGGAAACAAGUGCAAUUAUCUCAUCAUUUUGGUAACAUUUUUCACAAGAUAACCUCAUGCAAGUAAUAAUGACACCAGCUAUCAUGACACAGGUUGCAUUGAAUUUUUUACUGAAGCGUUCCACAGCUGUCAGCUGCAGUUUCCUCCUGUAACUCAAAUCCCUUUCCCUGUGGAGGACAUUUCCAACACCAAUCACAGCCAAGGUCACGUCACUGUGAAUGUUAAAGAAUGUGUUAUACUAGAAAUCAAUUUAUUUUGUCAUCGCCUUUACACAUGGAGUCAUCAAUAAAUAAUAGGACCGUUGUGUCUGACUGUGAUGAAAAAUGAAGGCUGUGUGUCGCUGAAGGCUUCACAGAGUGACAUCCUUCAUGUUCACGGUCCCCAUCGUCUCUGUCUCUCUUCCAGGCUAUUUCCUCUGUGUAUCCUCUUUAUCCACGCUUCUCAUAAUUGCAGCACUAUAUUACAUAGCCUGUAUUUACUGUGCCUGCCAGCUGACUAUAACACCAUGUAUCUUCCGACAGACACCAUUCGAUUUUCUUUUCUAUAUGCAAAGCAUUUCAAUGGAAUGGCUUUUAACUCUUAAACUUAAUUUAAUUCAUGCAAGCUGCAGAUUCUUCGUAUAUUUAAUUUGCACUUACCAACAUGUGGCACCUAUAUGAAGAAAAGAGCUGGCAUGGACUCCACCAUUUUGUGUAAAUCCUGAUGUUAGCCCAGCAGGAUCUGACAGUGUUCCACAAAGCAUGUUGUGAUGAAAAUAUCUGAUUUAACUUUGUGGACAAGCCAUGGUUACAGGUUUAGGAUUAUGGAAUGUCUGUCAAGAUGCAGGAUUCUCUCAGGAAAUCAAUAUUGGGGCUGUAUUUUAGUGAGCUAGACAGCAUCUUCAAGCCACUCAUAUGGAUAUUCACAAAUAUUCCAAUAAUGGAAUUCACCACGAGCAACUUAUCUUGAAUUUUUUUCAUCAAAGUCUGUGACAAAAUAUUAUAUUGUCCCAUCCCAGCUUGUGGAGUCCAUGCCAGCUGAGGUGCAUGCUGCCAUAAAAACAAAAGGGAGACAUACCAAAUACUAAAAUAUUCUGACAUUCAUGGACAUUAUUCAACGAUUAAAUUUUACACUCACAUAUUGUGAUAUCAUUGCUGAUACCAUCUGUAAUGGCUUUUUUUUUUUUUAAAUGAAUGUAAAAUAGAAGUGAUUUGAUUUUUGGUCUUUCUGACCCUAACUUGUUUCACGAAAUAGACCUUAAGUGACUCAAGUGACUUGGAGUUGUUCGUCCCAUGUCCAAUCUGCUAACAUGGAAGGGCAGGGUUAAUUAAAUAUUCUGCAGUGAGCCAUUAGGGGGCAAUGAAGAUGUUUUGGCUUUAUUCUUUACAUGCAUGUAAUGUGUUGUCCAUCUUUAUAUGUCAUAGAACAACAAGUAUGUAAAUUAGGUCAAUCAAAAAAUGUGUGGAUAAAAAUCAGGCAGCCAUUGUUGUAUUAUGGUGAAAUCACAAUGCUAAUUUCCAUGCUUAAAUCGAACGAUGUUUUCCGUGCCUGUAGAUGGCACACAUCUAGUCGCCUACUACACAUUUUCAGGUCUAAACUGCCGUUGUUGCUUCUUUUUCAGGUGGUGCAGGUUGAGUGGACCUGCAGGGCCAGGUUCACUUCUGAACCUGCUGCUCUGUAGUUGCUGAGAUUCUAGUCACUGUGCCUAUUAUAACCAUCCUUGUUAUGCUGUAUAUAACCCAACUGUGCAGCUGACAUGCCCACAGGCAAUAUGUUCCUGUGUAGAGAUGUGAAAUGGCUGUUGAUAUAACAGAGUAAAUGCAGCGUUCCACUAAUGUGGGUUAAAUAUCUGGAACAUGCUGCGGCCUCAUUAUCAUUCGAGCCACAUGCAGCCUCAGACUGCUGCCUGCCUCCUUAAUAUUAUCAGCUUUUACUGUUAAGCCUUGGAGCAUACCGUUUACUCCUCCUGGCCUGUCUCUGUUUAUAUAUGUGUGUGUAUGUGUGUGUGUGUGUCUGUUAGGCAUCUGUCAGCCAUGGUCCAGUCGUCACCAAUGUGGUAAUCCCAUAAAAGCUGACAAUGAGGCAAACCAGCCUUGAAAUCACACACACGCACACACUGGCACACAGUCAGUGUUGGCGUUAGGCUUGAGCUGAAACUGUGA
Molecule: messenger RNA, 4457 nt
Organism: Acanthopagrus latus (yellowfin seabream)
Lineage: Eukaryota; Metazoa; Chordata; Actinopteri; Spariformes; Sparidae
Gene: srd5a1
Product: steroid-5-alpha-reductase, alpha polypeptide 1 (3-oxo-5 alpha-steroid delta 4-dehydrogenase alpha 1)
Exons: 5
Coding region: 457-1254 (265 amino acids)
Biological process (GO): steroid biosynthetic process
Cellular component (GO): membrane
Molecular function (GO): 3-oxo-5-alpha-steroid 4-dehydrogenase activity
Source: RefSeq, a predicted model, not a curated record